This is a messenger RNA of Humulus lupulus (European hop), 528 nucleotides long. RefSeq lists its product as uncharacterized. The transcript is spliced from 2 exons. The record is from RefSeq and is a predicted model, not a curated record. Bases 1 to 528 code for a protein of 175 amino acids. Lineage: Eukaryota; Viridiplantae; Streptophyta; Magnoliopsida; Rosales; Cannabaceae.
AUGGUAACAAGAAAAAGAUUGACUCAAUUCCUUGUUUCAAAUGGGUAUAAAAGAGGAGGAGUAGAUAAAACUCUUUUCAUCAAAAAUGUUGAUUCUGAUAUUGUUAUUGCUCAAAUCUAUGUUGAGGAUAUUGUUUUUGGCCCUACUUCUAACACUUUAGUGCAGGAAUUUGUCAAACAAAUGACGAAUGAGCUUGAAAUGAGCAUGGUAGGUGAGUUAACCUAUUUUCUAGGUUUGCAAGUCACACAAUCAGAAGAUGGAACCUUGAUUUCUCAAAGUAAGUAUGCAAAAAAUUUGGUCAAGAAAUUUGGGAUGGAGUCUGCCAAACACGCCAAAACACCAAUGGGAACCACAGUCAAACUAACCAAGGAUGAAAAUGGCGUUAAAGUAGAUCCAACAUUGUACAGAAGCAUGAUUGGAAGUCUUCUGUAUCUCACAGCCAGUCGUCCUGAUAUAAGCUACAGUGUGGGGGUAUGUGCUCGAUAUCAAGACGAUCCUAUGGAAUCACAUGUGACAGCUGUAAAGUGA